UCCAUAAAGCCAGACUAGCUCUCUCCGAAGCAGAGCCUUCUGAUGCAUUCAACAAGCUUCCCAGCCCAGCUCUGAUUUCAGCCAACAACUGUCAACAUGGACACGUCUUUUGUCAUCUGCCUUCUUAUAGCAUCCAUUACUCUGGUUUUUGCAAAGUCCCAGGAAUGUACCGUUUGUCAAUCAAGUGCAAAGACCUGCCAAGGGAAUAAGGAAGUCUGCUCUGCUCCGGAAGACAAAUGUAGCAUCAUUUCGUUGGAAAAGAUUUUAGGAUCAACCAGCUACGCCACCAAGAAGAGCUGCAUCCAUCCUAAGGAGUGUAACAAGAGCCUGGCAGUUCUGGACCUGGGCAACAACUACAUCAUCACAGGCCACGUUUUCUGCUGCGAGGACAAUCAAUGCACCAAUCCUCCCAGCUUGCCCGAGAGAAAAAUUGUAACUACCAAGAACAAAAGAUGCCCGGCUUGCUAUGCUGAACCAAAGGAACAGAGUGGAUGCGAGGAGAAGACGAUUAACUGUAUUGGAGAGGAUGAGACAUAUUGUGCAGAAAUGUUUCUUCAGAAGAAAGAAGGAGGAAAAAAUAUGACCACCACCAUGAAAGGAUGUGCCAAUAAAGCUUUCUGUGAGAAGAUGGAGAUUUUAACCAUUGAUAGCCUAUUUACUUUACUCCCCGAUAGCAAUUGUAAGAAUCCCACUGGGGCAGCUGACACCACAACUGGAUUGUUUGGACUCUUCCUCUUGGCCCAAGCUGGGCUCUUGUUGGUGACCAUCUUUUCUUGAUAUGUCCCCAGCAAUUAAAACUCAGAUCUUGCUUGUCAAUUCUUCCCCCUCUCCAUUGCUUAUGCCUCUUUGGCUUCACGCAGGUCCUCACCUUCCAGGGAAAAGCCAGAACUUUCCUUAUCUGUGCUUCGAGGAUUGAUUCUCAAUUAUUUUCUCUGCCGGUGUGCAGAAAAGAUAGGGCCAUCAUCAACCCAUAUAUUUCAAGGGGAUUGAUUGCCAGCAGCCAAAGCUCUUUCUAGUACUGCUCCUCCUCUUCUUAGCUCUGUUACCAGUUGACCUGCCCACCUUGAACAAGCGAGCUGUGAAAGUUGUACAGAGAAGAAGCAGGGCCCCUUUGCUUUGUCCUCCCAUCCAGCAGGGUUGAAAAUGGACACCAAGGAAGUCAAGGAAAUGUGUAGUGAGAAGAAUGAAAAAAAAAAGGGAAGUGGUCUGUCCAGAAGAUAGGCCCUCUGAGGGCCUAUUGCCAAAAGUUGCCUCUAAUCCAUUUAUGGGGUUUCUGAGGAUUGAGAACAUAAUGGAGGGAGGAUGCUGCUAGUUACUCAGCGGUGGGAUUCACUUAUUUUCCCUAUCGGUUCGCAAAUAUGAGGGCAUGUGCCUCAUCUGCGCACUUGCACGGCCUUCUACACAUGUGCAGUAGAUAUGCAUUAUGUCCGCAUGGGUGGGCGGGGCCUCCCACAGUCGCCGCUACCAGUUCGCCCAAUUUGGAGAGAACCGGUUGAAUCCCACCUCUGUAGUUACUGGACACUGAAGAGAUUUCACUGCAGCAGCAGCAUUGCCACACUUCAUAGAAACCAUUGUAUUGUCAACUCUGAAGCUGGUCUGUCUGACGCCAUCUUGGAAGCUUCAGUAUUGCCAGAACAGUGAUGAGGGAUAGAGGGGGAAUAGAGAUAGUUGGGGUUUUGUAGCCAAAACAAAAUAGUUUUCCCCUGAGAACCAAGGGCAUUCCCACAGGUGGCUGAGGAGAGGAGGAGUAAGCAACCAGAGCGAGCCUAGGUUGGAUCAUGUGAUGGAUUGUUUGGGAAAGUGGGGUGGGGGACACUUUUACUUUUAAUUAGAUGAAAACUGCAGGAACCUUCAGAGUCAGUUUUCACCAGUUUGUGCUAAUAUGAUAUGCCCAAUAAACUUGUUCUUUGAGGAA
Pantherophis guttatus is the source of this 1915-nucleotide messenger RNA. RefSeq lists its product as uncharacterized. The record is from RefSeq and is a predicted model, not a curated record. Gene Ontology annotation, molecular function: phospholipase inhibitor activity. Gene Ontology annotation, cellular component: extracellular region. NCBI's taxonomy places the organism in Eukaryota, Metazoa, Chordata, Lepidosauria, Squamata, Colubridae.